Aphanomyces invadans is the source of this 1461-nucleotide messenger RNA. RefSeq lists its product as hypothetical. The coding region runs from base 84 to 824 and encodes 246 amino acids. The transcript has 3 exons. The record is from RefSeq and is a predicted model, not a curated record. Lineage: Eukaryota; Oomycota; Saprolegniomycetes; Saprolegniales; Verrucalvaceae.
GUUCGGUAACGGCGGCAUCACACGUCGUACAUCUAUUUCCAUCCCCGGCGCCACCGCCGGCGAUCCCGAGGCCUUUCCAGACCAUGGACAGCGGAGGCAACCAAAGCCCACCAGUGUUUCUGACAGAGGCAAAGGUCGGGCGGCAUGUGUACCCCACGCCUGAGCUCGCCGACGUCGAGCCGAUCGUGUCCGGGGUGUCACUGAUGUCGCAAUCGACGCUGCUGCUCAAGAAGCGCAAGGAGCUGCGCGAGAUCAACGACGCGCUCGACUUUAUGAAGGAAGAAUACGCACAGCGCGUCGAAACGUGCGCGGAGCGGCAGCGUGAGUUCGAGCGCAAGCAGGACGAGAUGCGCGAGCAAGUCGCCAAGUUUGAAAAGUUCAUCAAAGAAAACGACUCGAAACGAACGCGGGCCGAGCUCAAAGCCAAGACGGAGCACCGAUCGGCAGAACAGAACGACGUUCGAAAGAAGCAGCUCGUGCUCCAGCUCGACAAGGACGUGGCGACCCGCGAAUCGCUCGAGAAGCGGCGAGACCAGCUCCUCAAGUACCGAACGUACUUGGACUCGGCCGUCGACGCAUCCGAGCAGGAAUACGAGGAAAUUGCAGACAUUUUAAACCGGUACGCGACCCUGCUUGACGCGAACAACGACCUGAAAGCGCAAGUGCAAAGCGCGGAAUCCCAGAUUGACAAGCUGCGGCAAGACCUGCGCACGUUCAAAACCGAGAUGGAAAACACAAUCUUGGUUCAAAACAGCGAGAUCCACGGGUACGUGCGCGGAAUGGAACGAACGGACGAUUUGCGUCGUCACGAACAAACGACGUAGCCACCAGCAACACUUGGAGAAGAUUCGCGGGGAAACGUUUCAGCUCGACUUGGACCGUGGCCGCGACGACCGGGUCUCGAACGGCCGGAGCCGCGAGUCGGGGCAAAUCGUCCUCGCCAUCAAGAACCUGUACAACCGAUGCCGCACGAGUGGAAAGAUCCCUCCCGUGAAGGAAACCCCCGGCGAAACCAUGGUGUACAUGACCGCGAUCCUCAAAGUUGUCGCCGAGCGCAUCGUGGACCUCGACUUUAUCACGGCAUCGUACGCAGGUGGCAGUGCUGGCGGCGGUCCCGUCGUCGACGCCACUGGCGCAUCCAACCCAAGACAUGGCAAGUCCAAGAAGCAGCCCCCAGUCACAUAAUAACUACUGAAACUUGUCAAUGACAUUAGUUGCGGCCGUCCACCAAAGCCGUGGUACGGUAAAGUUGGGAGAAUUAGGUGGCCAGCCUCCGAUCAUGAAGAUCCAGGACGGGGAUUGUGCCGUGUUGUGGAGGAGGCGUGCUCACGUGGACGCGUUUGCGCGCUGACACCAGCCAUGGAGCGUCAUGGAUCAAAAUGGCGUCGCAUAAGUUGAGCCGUUGAUGGGGCGGAAGUGGGGAUCUCGAUGAGGGGAAUUUUCCCAGGGAGAGGCGGGGAC